UUUUCGUUUUUAUUUGAGAAAAUAUGAGCCAAAUACUGUUACAAAAAAGCAAAACUGCCAUUACCAACUCAUUUCCUGUAGUGGUCUCCCUGUGGAUGGGUUGGUAUUUAACCCUUUGUCGUCAUGUUCGCGUCAGGUCUUGAGAUAAGAGAGUGUUUCGCUUGUUUGAAGCGUCAUUCUGUCAAAGCCAACAUCAAUUCUACCUAAUCUCGCUUCUUGUUCUUCCAUUUGACUCGGUAAAGAAUACCAGAGACAUUUAAGGAAACACAGUCUUGGAAUUCAUUUUAGAAAUCAAUAAUCGAAUUAACUGAAUAUAAAUAUCAACCCAUACGUCGAUGGAAAGAAGGAACAAAGGCUUGAUGUCCUCACGCUGAAUUUGAUGGUCAUGGUGUCAUGGAGACUAUCCUCACAUCCUUGAAGGCUGGGGUACCACGUGACUCUCUUACUGGGCUGAGCUUGUAUUUUGGGGCGGAAGGACCAUCUACUGACCAAGCAAGAAGCUCUAGACGCGAUAAUUUUGGUGAUAAACUUCUUACACACUUGUCCUCGAAUCCAAGCAAGUUUGAAAAAGACCUUAGGAAUUUAGUACUAGAUUUGUAUUCAGACCACCGACCUGCUAACAAGGAACAAGGGCACCUUAUCGGUAUGGAUUCAAAUGGUGGCUCUUCUCUAGAGUUACCACACGAUAAGGGACCUCAGCAGGAACGCGGGGAAGUUAAUGAUUUGGACUCUUUUAGAGGGACUAUUUUAAGGUCAUCACUUGAGCCCCUUCAUGAAGAUGUCUUCAGCAACGAGACUUUAUGUUUUACAGGCCAAUCUUCAAGUGCGUCCUCUUUGCACGAAACAUCUCCUAUUUUACUGAAAUACCAAGAAACUGCUCUGGUUGAUAACUUUACCGAUAAAACCCAAAUGGUUCUGGCUAAACGUCAAGGACAGGCUUCCCCCUUAAUUGAGAAUGAAAGGAGAAGUAGCACGGGGGGUGAUGGCAGCGCAGAUGAAAUGCGUUUGAAAUCAUUUGAGGAACUGCAACAAAAUCUGCAAAAAUUUGAAAUGGCAGAAGCGUCAGAGUUGUUGCGUGACCGUCACGAAUCGAUGGAGUCACGCAGUUUUAGCGAUUCAGGGAUUUACCUAGAGUUUUUCUCGUCUGAUAAUGAAAUGAAUGCCGUCACUGACUCCAAGGGUAAUAGUGAUGGUAGCCAUGAUUGCAAGGAUGUCAUUGAUGGUAAAGAGAGUAAGAUACUCAUUUAUGAUGAUUCUAUGAAUGCAGUGAAUGAAAAUGAAGACGUGACAAAAUGCUAUCAAGAUCCCAGAUUCCAAGGUUCAAACCGUCCUGAAUUUCUCUCAACUGGUAAAUCUGUCAUGCUAAGUUCCACACCGAGGAAAGCUUCCUUUCUGCACGCUAGAUCUUUCCAGGGAGGCAUUAGCGAGUCAAGGGAUGGAACAUCUAGUGAGGAGAAUAUGCAGCUAGAGCUGGCAAACAUGGAGGGAAAGCUAGAGACCCUGACAUCAGAAUACCGUGGUGUUUUAGAAGAGAAAAAACAGCUCCAAGCAAGAAUAACAGCAAUAGAAAACAAGGUCGAGAAGGGAGAACAGAAGAAUGAAGGGAGCUCCAAUGAAGAGCAAACCAGAUUAGAAAACCUUCUCGAGAAAGAAUCCAAGCUAAAAAAGAAAAUUAUGGAAUUACAGCAAGAUAUAGAUGUGAAAGAUGGUCACAUCAAAGAUGCUGAAGAACGAGUGAGGAUUUCACAGGAAAACAUCGAGAAACUUCAAAGAACUCUUCAAAACCUUGAGACAGAGUUAACAGCUAAAACAGGUAAUGAAGAAGUGUUGAAGAAUGAAUUGUUAAACUUAAAGAAAUCUUUUAUUGAAGCGCAAGACUUACAUGAAGGACAGCUGAAGGAAAACCAACUUCUUCACUCAGAUGUGUCGACGCUAGUAAAGGCGAAGACAUGGCUGAUGAAACAACUGGAAAUAGAAAAAGAUUCGCACGUCAAAUUGGAACUGGAAAUAAGUGAAUCCAAAUCAACGGUCUUCUCGCAGAACAAACUCGUCGAACAGUUGAAAAUAGAUAAUGCUCGCACUUGUAAGCAGUUGACCGAAGCCCAAGAAAAUGCUAUUGUAGAGAAAGCAAGGAUAUUAAAACACCUAGAAAAAGUAGAAGAAGAGUUAGUACAUCAGGACUUCGCGUUCAAGCAAAUCCAAGCAGAGAAAGAAAGAGUUCAAAGAGAGCUGAAUGUUAAGAUUGAAUCCCUCCAGAAAGAAAAUGCUCUUCUGGAGAGCUUGGCGAGCUCAGCAAAGAAGCUCCAGGACGAACUAGAAAUAUUCAAAAACGAAACAAACACGAAAAUAGAUCUGUUAAAGAAAUUGAAGCAAGAGAAAGAUGAAGUCGAGCAACAUUUGAAAGUUGCUAGAAGUAUAAAUGAAGUUGGCGAGAAGAAAAUAAAAGCUUUGAAUCACAAACUAGAGAUGAAUGAGGACCAGCUGAGAACGGCUUUGAAUGAAAAACAAGCGAAGGAAAUAUAUAUCCAGGAACUCUUAAAAAAGAAUGAUGUGCUUGAAGAAAGCAUCAAGGAAGCAGAGGAGGAGAAAGAAGCACUAGAUAGCGCAGUACAGCUAUUAAGGGUCGAGUUAGACAAAGUGGAGCGGCGUUUUAAAAUGAUGAAACGCGAAUUAACAUCGAAAACAAAUCAACUCGAGGAAGUAACGAGGCAAAAAGACGGGUUCGUGAAUGAACUGCGGGUCUUGCGGGACGAGCUGGAAAAACACGCGUCGUUACUCGAGACUUUGCGGGACACUAUUCGUAUGCGGGAUGAAGCUAUGACUGCUCUUCACAGUGAUAAAGUGAAAAUACUUGCAGAGGUCCGUGCUUUAAGAGAUAGAUUAGAAAAUACGAAAACAAGUUGUGAACAAACCCAGAAAGAGAAAGAAGAGUUACGCGAAGAGCUUCAGAAUUCAAACAGUCAACUUUCCCAUUUAGAGAAAAGACUUCAUGAGUCUUGCUCACAGAAAGCAAAACUCGAAGGCGAACUGGAGUCAACUCAACGUGCUGCGAAAACCCAAGAAACAGUAUAUGAAACACAAACUGAAUCUCUGAAACAGGAGAUGAAUCAAAUCCAAACGAACUUACAGCACCAGGUCACACGUCACAGAGACGAAGCCAUAAACCUGAGACAAGAAGUGGAAUAUCUCAAGGCACAACAUCAGGAGAAAAAUAAGAAACAUAACAACGAAGUUUUAGAACUCAAGGGAAAGCUUUUACAGGCAGAAGAGAGUAAAACGCAUUUUGAGGCUGAUACGAGGAAGAAGUUUGAAGAGUUAUGUGAAUCUAGUGUGAGUGAAGCUAAAGAAAAUUUUGAAAAGAAACUAAGUGAAAAAGAAGGGGAUUUAUUUUCGACGAGGCAAGAGAAAGAAGAACUCUUUUUUAGAUUUACUGAACUAGAGGAGAGAGCAAAAAAUACAGCUAAUUUACAAAAAGAUAGAAUUGCAACCCUUGAAAAGGAGUUAGGAUUUGCAAGAAAAGUUUUGAGCGAGCAGCGAAAUGAAAUCGAAAAGCUUUCAAUGGUAUCCGUCGAGUUAGAAAGAGAAAAAGGACGGCUUGCAGGGCUGAUGACGAGCCAAAAAACUCUUAGGGAUCACUGCUCUAAGAUGGAGCAAUUUGCCGCCAGUAAGGAAUUAAAGAUUUCAGAGCUGAAUACUUCAGUAGAGAUUCUCCAAAGAGAUAAAGAUUUGCUGAGAAAAGAAUCGGAAAGGAAAAUAAGUUCGCUUGAAUCUUCACUCGCUGACAAUAAAAGUGUGGUUGAGGAAUUAAAACUGCGCUUGAAGUCACAGAGAAACCAAAAUUCCCAAUUAAGAGCAGGACUUGAUAAAAGUGAAGAAGAGAUGGAAAAAGUUAUGAAGGAGUUAACUUCAGCACGACUUGAUUUAGAAAAGACGAAUAAAAAGUACGAAAAAUGUGUUCAUGAUUUGAAUAACAGUGACGAGAGCCUUCGAGCCGUGAAAUCAAAUCUCCAAGAUUCAAAACUACUUACUUCUAGACUAGAGAAAGAGAAUGAGAUUCUUAAAGAGCAAGGAAAAGUUAAAGAUGAUCUUGCGGCUUCGACGCAGUGGAAAUUACAGCAGUGUCGUAAAGAACUGGAUUACGCAAAGGAACAGCUUCGAAUGUCCGAUGAACGACACCAAAUAGAAAUAGAGAAUCUAAAAACUGCAUGUCAAGUUGCAAAGAGUGAAGCUACGUAUCUGAGACGCGAGGUUGCAAUGGCUCGGAAAUCUAAAUGUGAAAACCAGGAAAAGUUUUUUACCUCAAGAGACGAGGUGCUAUUAACAAGACAAGAAGCUGAAUCUGUUAAACAAGAACUUUUCUCGGCCUCUCAGCAACUCAGAUACUUGAAGUCCGCCAUCUUGAAUGCACGUGACGUCACUGAGGUUCAGGAGUUUGUAAAAAACGAGGAGGAAUUGUCUUUCGUUUCUAUGGUAACAGCUGAAUCUGCCAAUCAGGAUGUGGCAUACUCUAAUAGCCCUAUCACAAGUCUUCGUGAAUGUAUGUCGUUACUAAGGAAUCAGAUUGCCAGUCUUCAAGAGCAGAUGAACGAACACACAGACUCAGUUUGCAGCACCGCUUCUUCCUGGAGGAGUUUUGAGAAGAAUGUUCAUAUCCUUCAAAAUGAUUGCGCAAUGCCUGCACAAAGAAAUCAACUUUCGCUUCCAGAAAAAGAUGUGAUGAAACCAUAACUUCAAAUCAGGUUUAUAAAUUUCUCCCUGGAACACCUCGAGCUUCGACUAUUUGUUAAACAUUUUUAUUUAGAAAAUUUCCCUUUUCUUGUACUAAAUUAUUACUUAUAUUGGACUAUUUAACUCGGCAUGUUAUUAAAGUACAAAAUGAUAUGAAUGGAUAAUACGCGUAUACAUCAAUACAAUUCUACAGUUGCUCAAGUCACAUCCGUAUAUCGAUUUCAAAAAAACGUCUAAGACCGAAUAGUUUCUUUUUAUUUAGAUUGGAGUAUGGAGCAUAUGACCUUUAAGUCAGAAAUGUGAUUUUGCGUAUUUUAUCCAGAAAACAUAAUGAAAUUGUCUGAGAUGGCUCAUAGCCAUUUCAGAUCUCCGACCGACGUUUUUUGAAAUAGGUGCAGACUCGUACCCAGUCGCUUCUCUUGUCUUAUUGAUUUCACGCUGUGGUUGAUGGGAAAGAUUUAGUGAGUCCCCGAAGUCACCGCGCGCAAAGAAAAAAAAAAGCGUGAAACAAAUGACGACUGGGUACGAGUCUGAAAUAGGUGCAUCAGAUCCGGACCACGCCCCUGGAACAAAGUGUGAUAACCAUAUGCAUGCUUAUCUCUUUUAUAGUCCAAAGGACUGAAAACAGUUUGUGAAUUUGGAUAAGUUUAUAGGCAAAAUAAAGAGAGCUAAUAGAGUUCAGCCGCAACUAAGGCCACGUUUACGUGAAGGUAGGUGAAGCUACUGCUCAGAUGGAUUAAUAUAUAUUUUUUGGUUUCCCUGGAAAAGAAAAACAAAAUACUUGUCCCUAGCACCAGGGUCAUACUACCUUCAUGUUAAUAGUCUCUCAGAAGGUAGGGUGACCCUAUUGCUAGGGCUAGUUCUGGUUUCUGGUCACCUUAAAGGUAAAACAACCGACUUGUCCCUAGCACCAGGGUCAUAAUACCUUCAUGUGAAUAGUCUCUCAGAAGGUAGGGUGAACCUACUGCUAGGGUUAGUUCUGGUUUCUGGUGUCACCUGGAGCCGAAGGAAAACAAAAAACUUGUCCUCAGCACCAAGCUCUUCAUCGUAAACAUGGCCUAAUGGAGGGGGAAAAUAUUUGAUGCUGAUGUUUUUAGUCGGAUUUUAAGAUUUUUUCUCUUUCUUUUGUCAUAUCAGCAAACAUGGCAGUCCUUUCUAUCCCCACCCCUAUCCCCUGGGGAAAUAAUAUCCUUCAAUCCUCCAUUUGAAAAAUCAUUUUGCAAAUACGAAGUCAAAUCCUAGGUGCAUCCUGUGUUUAGCCGUAAGCGUUUGGGUAUCCAUAAACACUGGGAGUAGCCGCUGGCUUUCUGCUUUCAAAUUUGAUGAGAGCAUCCAGGAGGUCGUCCCCAGUCCCUGACGGGGCUUGUUCGAGGGUAAUAUUCAGGUAUCUCUGGCGAAGGAUAAAAGCGGCAGCUUUUGGUUGCCUUUCUCUUGUUAGGAUCCCCUUUUUAUUGCCCACUACUCGAGUAAUUCCUGAAAAAAGAAGAGAAAUGUUUAUUAAAUGUUAUGUAAAUGUAA
This is a messenger RNA of Actinia tenebrosa (Australian red waratah sea anemone), 6246 nucleotides long. RefSeq lists its product as uncharacterized. The record is from RefSeq and is a predicted model, not a curated record. Lineage: Eukaryota; Metazoa; Cnidaria; Anthozoa; Actiniaria; Actiniidae.